AUGGGUAACACCCAUUCCGUCCCCAACCGCGGCGCCGACGACGACCUCCUCUCCUACCUCUCCGACGACGACUUCUCAGACGGCGAGCGCAGCCCCGACCAGUCUGGUCCCAAGCUGUACGUCCGCCCGCCCCGCUGGUGGCUCGCACACCCCUACCACGAGUACCACGAGUACGCGUUCGUCUCCCCCUCGCCCGGCCACACUGCGCGUGCAUCCAUGGCGCCCAGCAUCCGCACCAGUAACCGCUUCGCUGCGCUCGAGGAGGCGCUCGAGGAGUAUCGUGACAUGACCAGCCCCAAGGAGGAGGAGCAGAAGCCGAAUGAGGAGGAGCAGAAGACGCUCGAUGGAUUCUUCCGUGAUGUCCUCGCCAUCAGCGCUGGGGGACGGGUGCCGCAGCGCGGCUCCAUUCCGUCGUUCGACCCGCCUUCCCAGCCUGUCGAGACCCCGGCUGGACCUUCGGCUGGGCCUUCGAACCAGAACAACGACAACGACGUUGCCGAGGACGCCACCGCCGACACCUCCGAGGGCUCGCAGGGCUCGCAGGCCUCGCAGGCCUCGCAGGCCCCGCCCUCCACCUCGUCCAGCCAGCUUCUCGCCGGCAUCCAGACCCCCGCCGACUUCCUCAGGUCGGUUUGCCAGCUCUUCCACUCGGACGGCUCUGAGUUCGAGUCGGACUCGGAGUUCGAUUCUGAGCUCCUGGCCGCUUUCCACGAGUGGGACAAUGAGGGCUCUGACGCCGCGCCGAGCUUCAGCGAGGCCAUGGCUGCUGUUCAGGACUUGAUGACUGGACUGACGUCGCUUCAGACUAUGCUCCAGGCUGGAAACGCUGUGCAGGCUGGCGAGUCUGAAGCCCAGGACGACAACGGGGACGACGAGGCUGAGGGCGACGACGACGAGGAGGUUGAGGAGGUUGAGGAGCUCGUCCAGAAGGUUAACAAGGGCAAGGGCAAGGCUUCGGCUGAGGACGACACCUCCAACUCCGACGCCGAGGUCGACGCCCCCGCCCCCUUCGAGACCAGCAGCCCCGGCACUCCGACCGCGUCUUCCGCCCCCGUCUCCGACACCCCGGUGCACCGCACCAUGUCGUGGGAGGCGUUCCAGGCCUUUUCGCGCUUCACCAGCUUCGCGAACCUCUCCGACGCCGAGGAGUAUCACUACAUGAUCCUCUUCGGGGAGGCGGACCGCGAGGGCCGUCUCCAGGAGCUCGUUGACAUGCUUAUGGGUCAUGCUAGCUCUGGCUCGCAGGUCGCUGAGACGGUCAACGGCAACGAUGGCAACGACGCGGUCAACGAGGCUGCUCCUGCCACUCCUGGACCUAGCAGUGCUGGCACUGCUGGUUCGGAGGAGACUGUCUCGGCCCCUUCGACGCUGCAGCCCCGCGGCUCGCCUAGCAAGCUUAAGAUCAAGAACGGCUCCCCGAAGCCUGCCACCUAUCUCUGCCCUGCUCCCGUUUCGUCCCCGACUGUUCAGUCUGUCGGUGUUCAGACCGCCCCCGCUCCUGCUGCCAUCGCUCCUCAGCCCGCCACUCAGCCCGCUCCUCAGCCCGCCACGACUACUCGGCCCACUCAGCCCAGCCUCCCGACCCCGCCCUCGUCCGGCUCCUCGUCCAGCUCUUCCUUGUCCUCGACACUCUCGCUGACUCCAGCGGAGCAGGACGAGUUGGACGACCUCGAGGCCAGGCUGUCGCGUUACCCCGUCGCGCUCAUCACGCGCCACGCGGAGGCGCAGGCCGCGCAGCGCAUCGCCAGUCUCGAGGCUGCGGUCAACGCUGCUAACGACCGCGCGCUCCUUGCUGAGCUUAGGCUGCAGGCUAUUAAGGAGGGACACGUCCCGGCCGAGGCUUGGGUUAUGCGCGAGUUCCGGCGUAAGAGGGGCAACAACGGUAAUGGUCCUGGUUCUGGUUCUGGUUCUGGUGGUGGUGGUCCUCCUGGUGGUGGUGGUGGUGGUCCUCCGGGUCCUGGUGGUUCCGGCCCCUCGGGCGGCUCUGGUGGAUCUGGCGGCUGUGGACCUUCCCAGCCGAAGAACGACGACGACCUGAACAACAACGGCAACGGAGGCAACGGCGGCGACGCUCCCAACGGCGGUGGUGGUGGUGCUGGCGCUCGUACCCGCUCCGCUCAGCCGUGGUACCCCCGCUCUCGCGCUCCCCAGCCGCUCGUCGACGCCAACGACCUUCCCGUCGUCGCUCCCCGCCGUGGUCGCCCCGACCCAAUUGCUCCGCCUGCCCGCGCCCCGUCUCGCCCCGCUCCGCCCCCUCCGGGCCGUAUCCGUUUCCCGCCCGGACUCUCUGCGGCCGACAUCCAGGCUGCGCGGCAGCAGGCCGGCCGUCCGUCCCUCGGCCCGCAGCUGGAGAUCACGCGCUCCCUCGCCCCGCAUCUGCACCAGGUGCUCUACUCCCCGCGCGAGCUUGGGGAUGGCUUCGCUCUGCCGGUGCCGGAGGAGCAGAGGAUGUUCGUCAGCGAGACGCCCUUCCCGGACCCUCAGCCUGAGGAACAGGGGUGGCGCCAGCUCGAGCCGCAGGCGGAGACUCGUCUGACUCGGCAGUGGAUCCCCCAGCAGGUCAAUGGUCAGCUCCCUCUCAACCAGCCUGAGCGCCCGUACCACGCCGAGCAGUCGUCCUACACCCCCGUGCAGGGCUACCGCCAGCUUCAGGCUCACCCCCUGCAGCCGCGCGCUCCGUACGCUCCGUACGCUCCGCCGCCGCCGGUCUACGUGCCUCCUCAUCUCCGUCCUGCCCCUGCGCCUACUGCGCCGCCCGCUCCUCCCCCGACGCCGCAGAACUACCUCCAGCCCCAGCCCUCGGCAAGGCAGCGCGGGUGGUACUGCCCCCAGCCCGAGCAGCGCGACUACCACGUCCAGCGCACCGAGGUGCCGGCGCUCGUCCUGCCCGACUCGCCCGUCUUCUCCCGCGGAAUCGACUUCACGGUGCCUCCGCCUCAUGACGAAUUCCAGCGCGAGUUUGACCGGGGCCGUCCCCCCUCCGCACAGGGGACGAAGCUGAACGCCGCCGCGCGCCCGUUCACGCCUGGAGUCGGGCUGCACUCGACUGCGGAGGAGUUCGUCGUGCCCACGACAUACCCGCCCAAGACCCACUUCGCCAAGUCUGCCCAGUCCGCCCACUCGGAGCAACUGGACGAGGAGGAGGAGGACGAGGAGGACUACGAGAACCACGGACUGGGGCUGUACGCCGGUCUCUCACCCGCGUGCUUCCGCGAGUCCCCCGAGAUCGUCGCGCCUCGCCCCCGCCGUGGCGACGUCCCGUCCCACGUUAGGCGGUGGAGCGACGCGCUCGAGCGCGAGGCUACCGAUAGGAACAGUGGUGAGCUCACCCAGUUCCCGACCUACAGGUCGAAUCGGCACUUCAACCCCGAGCCCGCCGAGCCCGUGGGUGAGCAGGCGAAGAAGAGGUGGCGCCGUCCCGACUCGCCUGCGCCCUUCGCCACCUUCUUCCCCGAGGACACUCGUGAGCCAGCUCGCGAGCGGCGUGAGCGGCGUGAGCAGCGUCCGCAGGAGGAGGCGACGGUGCGUGCUCCCCGCCACAUGCCGCGCGGUCCCCGUCCCCCGCGCUACCAGGACCAGCAACAGGACCAGCAACAGGAGCAGCAGCAGCUGCAGCAGCAGGACCUGCCGCCCCGCUUUGCCGCUCUCGCCGCGCUCGCCGACGCCGAGAGCCGCCUCAACCUGUCCCUCGCUGCCAUGGGCGCCAACCGCACGGAGAAGGCGAAGCGCCCCCGCUCCCCGCUUCCUGAGACUUACAGCGUCCCGAGGUCCACUUACCUGGUCUCGAGGGAGGGUGAGCUCGCCACUGCGACUCCGGGCCAGGAGGAGGAGGGGGAGGAGCUACGUAACGACGAGGAGGAGGACACGGUGCGUCCCCGCCGCCGCCAGCGCAGGCGCGGGCCUCGUUCCUAG
This is a messenger RNA of Trichosporon asahii var. asahii CBS 2479, 3912 nucleotides long. RefSeq lists its product as uncharacterized. Lineage: Eukaryota; Fungi; Basidiomycota; Tremellomycetes; Trichosporonales; Trichosporonaceae. The transcript has a single exon. The record is from RefSeq and is a predicted model, not a curated record. The coding region runs from base 1 to 3912 and encodes 1303 amino acids.